This is a messenger RNA of Neurospora tetrasperma FGSC 2508, 939 nucleotides long. RefSeq lists its product as uncharacterized. The transcript has a single exon. Bases 55 to 756 code for a protein of 233 amino acids. The record is from RefSeq and is a predicted model, not a curated record. Gene Ontology annotation, cellular component: U2-type spliceosomal complex; post-mRNA release spliceosomal complex. Lineage: Eukaryota; Fungi; Ascomycota; Sordariomycetes; Sordariales; Sordariaceae.
AAAGGAUUCAGCUACAACAUCUCAAACAACACAAGCAAGACACCCUAACCAAUAAUGUCAUCCCACGCGACACUCGCAGCCGCCGCUGACGACCGCAAGGCCCGUCUAGCCAAGCUCAAGUCUCUGAAGCGCAAAGAACCCGAGCCCACAUCCUUCGACGAUGGCGAAGAGUCCCACGAUUCCCCAGCCCAACACACCAACCACAACGACGACGGCGACAACCAGCAAGAAUCCACAGUCGACUCCAAAGACGGCACCCCAACAGCCGACGUAGCCCGCCUCCACCUCUCCGGGCGCAAUUUUGACUUCGAAACGCGCGGGCCCAAGCUAGGCUUCGAAGCGCCUCCCACGCUGACGCUUGAGAAACCGACACUAGAAGAGCAAGCGGCCGAUAUCGAGGAGGAAGCGCAGCGGCAGGCUGCUUUGGACGCGCAAGCCGCCGAAGAAAACAAGGGCAUCGACCUGUUCAAGUUGCAGCCCAAGAAGCCCAACUGGGACCUGAAGCGGGAGCUGAACCAGAAGAUGGAGGUGUUGAACGUGCGGACGGACAACGCGAUAGCGCGCAUGGUGAGGGAGCGGCUGGCAGCCAAGAAGCAAGCGGCUGUGCAGGAUAAGACGAAAGACGGAAAGGAGGAGGAGGAGGCCGGUAUGCUGGAGGGGACGGCGCUGGUGGAGGGGAUGAAGUUGAGGGAGAGGGAGGAGGCCGAGGAGGAGAGGAGAGAGAGGGAGUUGGAGGAGGCCGAGUUGGAGGCUUGAAGAGUUGGGACUUGACGGCAGCUGAAUUCACGCGGUCAAGGUGGACGGGAGAGUGGAACCGAGAGGGGCGACAAGGUCGAAAAGAACGAGGACGAGGACGAAAUAUGCUCCCAAAUCUCGGGAGGAUUACUGUUAUGAUUUUGUUUUUACAGAGAAAGUAUGCUAUUCUCUACUUUGAUACCC